Molecule: messenger RNA, 1889 nt
Organism: Vigna angularis (adzuki bean)
Lineage: Eukaryota; Viridiplantae; Streptophyta; Magnoliopsida; Fabales; Fabaceae
Product: pre-mRNA-splicing ATP-dependent RNA helicase prp28
Exons: 1
Coding region: 219-1757 (512 amino acids)
Source: RefSeq, a predicted model, not a curated record
AGAUGAAGAGGGUUGUUCUUGUUUGUGUGUGAGAAAGGUCAAUGUCGAUGUCAGCACUCAACGGCCAUGUGAAACUCGUUUCUGCAAUUCUCAGCGGAAUUACCAAAACGCCCUCUGCAGUAUCUUACUCGUUCCAAUUAAGGUGAGCACAGAGAGAAUGUGAGUGAGGGAGUGAGGAAGUAGCACAGAAAGAAAGCGGUUUCGGUUUUUGAUUGGGAAUGGAUGGUCACAGCGGAGGGACGAGAGGGGAGGCGGAGCGCUGGCUGUACACGGCGAACAAGGUUUUAAGUGCACGUGACUUGCACGGGGCUCGCUCAUUUGCGAUUCGGGCCCGAGAGUCCGACCCGAGAUACGAGCCCACCCAGCUUCUUCUCACGGUUAUCGAUACCCUCAUGGCCGGCGAGGCCCGGAUCAACGACCACCUCGACUGGUACGCCAUCCUCCAAGUCCUCCGUUACACUCAGAACAUCGACUACAUCGCCGUCCAGUACCGUCGCCUCGCCACCCAGCUCGACCCUCACCACAACCCAUUUGCCUUCGCCGCUCACGCCUUCACGCUCGUCAACGACGCCUGGUCCGUACUCUCUAACUCCACAAAGAAAGCCUUCUACGACAACCAACUCAGACUCCUCACUCAACCCCCACCCCCUCCUCCUCCUCCUCCGCCUCCUCCACCGCCGCCGCAACCUCCCGCUCCUCCGGUUACCUUCUUCCCGAUUCAACCUCCGCAACCAAACUUAAACCCGAACCCGACCACGACCCCUUACCAAGUCCCUCAGCGGGAAAAAAGCCCUAGGGCUUGGGUGGAGGUGGAAGUGGAGGUGCCGAGUCAGGAGGACAAUGCGAGCGAGUUGACUCGGGCGAGUGAGACGGAGAGCGAAGGGGCGAGUUUCUGGACCGCGUGCCCUUAUUGUUACGUUAUGUACGAGUAUCCGAAGGUGUACGUGGAUUGUACGUUGCGGUGUCAGAGUUGUCGGAGGGGGUUUCAUGCGGUGGUGGUACGGUCGCCGCCGAAAGAUGGUUUUGGCUCGUUUUGCAGUUGGGGUUUUUUCCCUGUGGGAUUUUCUGGAGAUUUUAGAGACAUCAGCGGUUCUUCUUCGAAGUGGAACCCUUUUUCCCCUUUGAUUCCUUGCGCUUUCAAAAGGGAGGUGCAGCAGAGUAGGAAGCACCAUAAGGCGCCUUAUGUAUUCUACGACGAUGACGCGUCUGCGGAGUUCGCGGAGGGUUCCGACACGACGAAGGAUGAUUCCGACGAUGAUGAUUGGCAUGGCGGGAAUCAGAAGGGAAUGGAGACGGUGGCGAAGAAGAGGACGAGGAAGAGGGGGAGGAAGAGGGGGAGGAAGAGAAGAAAUGGUAAUGGUGGUGAUGUCAGGAGGGAACCGAUUGAGAGGCCUAGGAGAGGCGUUCAUAGUCAUACUGGUGGUGAUGAGGGGAAUGUUAACGGAAAUGUGGAGAAUGGUGAGGUUGCGGAUGGUGAAGGUGAUGGUGUUGCGGCGGCGGCAGAUUCUGGUAAGAAGGGUGAGUUGGGUGGUUCUCGGAGGAGGAGUGAGAGGAACUUGGGGAAGUUAGAUUUGAAUGUAGAGUUCAGCAAUGAGGUGGAGGAGUCUUUGCAUGAAGUGGAUGAAGGGAAUGAAAAUGGGAAUGGGAAUGCUGAGGAUAAUAUUGAAGGGAUUGGAUUUUUUGAAGGGCUGGACGAGUUCCUCAGUAGCUUGCCCAUUCUGAAUGCUGUUGCAGAUGACAAGGUUAAGGGUCAUUAGUGUUAAUCCUCCUUUUUUGUUCUUGUUAUGUUAGUCUUUUAAUAAGUAUCUGGGGGAAUAUUUCUUUUGUUUCUCUCCUGUUCUGUUCUGUUCUGUUCAGGAAGGAUAUAUUACUCAUUCAAGUUUAGUCUA